AAAUUUAACUUAUUUGUUCUUAUUGAGAGUUUAAUAGUAUUCAGAUAUGUGACAUUAUCUUUCAGUGUCAUCGGCUUGUUCUUCUCCUCUGUCUCAGCCAAUCACCACGGCAACAAAGAUGACAUCAGUCUUUCCAUUGGCUGUGUUGCUCUGUCUGUCCAGCGGACUGCUGGCUGCAGAUGGACAACAAGCUCCAUGUCCUCCUGGUUGGACCCAGUGUGGCUCUCGCUGUUUCCUUUUCAACACGGGGCCAAAGAACUGGAUCGAUGGAGAGCUGUUCUGCAUCUCUGUUGGAGGGAACCUGGCCUCCAUCCACUCAGAGGUGGAGCACUCGUUCCUCAGAAACUACAUCAAACAAGUGACCGGCUCAGACAAGAGCGCCUGGAUCGGCGGCCAUGACGCAGUGAAGGAGGGUACGUUGUUGUGGACCGAUGGGUCCAAGUUCGACUUCCAAAGCUUUGCCGAGGGGGAGCCUAACAACCGCGGUGGAGCGGAGAACUGCGUUGUGAUGAACUUUAACGGAAACAACUGGAACGACGGCAGCUGUGAGAACCUGGCGGCUUUUAUGUGCUCCAAGGACAGCGUGUAACCCUAAGGCGCCAUCAUGAAGCCUCUACAGCUCCAAUCUCUAAUCUCUAAUCUCUGAUCUCUAAUCUCUAAUCUCUAAUCUCUAGCAUUGAUUCAUCC
Etheostoma cragini (Arkansas darter) is the source of this 687-nucleotide messenger RNA. Its product is annotated as galactose-specific lectin nattectin-like. The record is from RefSeq and is a predicted model, not a curated record. The transcript is spliced from 6 exons. Gene Ontology annotation, molecular function: signaling receptor activity. Lineage: Eukaryota; Metazoa; Chordata; Actinopteri; Perciformes; Percidae. Bases 119 to 589 code for a protein of 156 amino acids.